Messenger RNA from Nerophis ophidion (straightnose pipefish), 1631 nucleotides. RefSeq names its product guanine nucleotide binding protein (G protein), gamma 12a (gene gng12a). The record is from RefSeq and is a predicted model, not a curated record. Gene Ontology annotation, biological process: G protein-coupled receptor signaling pathway. The transcript is spliced from 4 exons. Lineage: Eukaryota; Metazoa; Chordata; Actinopteri; Syngnathiformes; Syngnathidae. Gene Ontology annotation, molecular function: G-protein beta-subunit binding. Bases 513 to 731 code for a protein of 72 amino acids. Gene Ontology annotation, cellular component: heterotrimeric G-protein complex.
UGGCGGACGUCGGCGGGAGUGUAGCUUCGGCCCGCCUCUCUCCGCCCGUCAACAUUCGGGUGUUGUCGACUCGAAGCGCACUGCCGGAGGAAGAAAAAAAAAAAGGAAAAAUAGACGGAAACGCGCACUUCUUUGCUUAUAACGACCCCGGAAAAAAAAGAAAAGAAAAAAAAAGUUAAAUAUUAACACCAAACGUCAGCGAAAAGUGGCAGCGGGGAUCGAACCACAUCUGUUUGGAAGUGGAGUGUGUGUCUGAUGCCGAGUCGCGCCGCCGCUGCUGCUGUUGACAACAUUGUUGCUGUUUUGGUGACAUUGUUGGCGUCGUGGUGACAUUGUUGGCGUGGUGGUGACAUUGCCGCCGAGGGACAGCUCUCCUCCAGCGCAUCAAAGAAAGAAAGAAGGAAGGAAGGCAGCCAGAAGCCGCCCCUUUUCGAAGAAAUCCCCGCCCACCCCGCCUCCUUUCUGCCUGGAGAGAGAGAGCUCUCAGCUGAUCAGCGCCGUGAUUGUCCAGGAUGUCGGCGAAGGCUCACAGUUCCAACAACAUCGCCCAAGGCCGGCGGACGGUGCAGCAGCUGCGGCUGGAGGCCAGCAUCGAGAGGAUAAAGGUGUCCAAGGCCUCUGCAGACCUCAUGCAUUACUGCAGCGAGCAGGCCAGGAACGACCCCCUGCUCAUGGGCAUCCCGGCCUCAGAGAACCCCUUCAAGGACAAAAAGCCCUGCGCCAUACUGUAGUCCUCCUCCGCUCCGCCUUUACCCGGGUUUCUUCUUGCUCGUCCUGUGUUGCCGUGUCGUGUUUGUGUGUGGGUGGAGUGGGGGAGGGGGGAGGAGCCAGGGGCGGACCCUCGCCGCCGCCGCCGCUUGUCUUUUUCUCUUCGCCAAUCACCGCGGUUCUCUCCAAAUUUUGUGUGAAGAGCAACGGAACGGGGUUAACGUUCCCUGUGGGUGGAGGGGGGGUUUGUGUCCGGUCCCGGUUCUCUUGCGGAAGUCGACGCACACGUUCUUUCAGGGUCUCACGACAAUCCACGUUCCGUUUGUCGUCUUUGCUUCUCGUCUUUAGGACAAACUUGUCCACGCAUUUGUCGUCGGGGGUCGACAGAAACCCAUUUAAAUGUUCCCGCCUUUCCGUACAGUUCAGCUCGCCGUUGAGUCAACAAGUCAGGAGGUUCCUUACAUUCCAUUGAAGCUCCGCCCCCUUUAGGUGCCGUACCUCUCUGCCGAGCCAAACUGAACUGUCCUGUUCGGUGGACAUCAUCCUCGUGUUACGAAGAACACCUCCCGGGAGGAACUGUUCCUGGUCCGGAACCGUGUCUCGCCAAAACGGUGUUUCCUGGUGCUGCAGCCUUGCCCCCGCGUACCCCACCCCCCCAACCCCCCUCACAGGGUACCUUCCAAUCAGCAACCAUUGUACUUUGGUCCAAUCUUGGACUUUUAACAACUUUCUUCUUAUUUGCAAUAAUCCCCCGCCGGCCUGUCGAGAAAAAAAGUUGAGCUAAGCACUGCCGUGUCAGCGUUUGUCUGGUUGUUCCACCAAAGUCCUCAGUUUGAUUCCGGAGUCAGCAAGCUUUGUUUGAAGAUGAGGAUGACGUCCAAGAUUGUACUAACAUCUCAAUAAAGUUGUCUUGUCUCACACCA